This is a messenger RNA of Monopterus albus (swamp eel), 1003 nucleotides long. It is a transcript of the gene ovca2, whose product is annotated as OVCA2 serine hydrolase domain containing. Gene Ontology annotation, molecular function: hydrolase activity. NCBI's taxonomy places the organism in Eukaryota, Metazoa, Chordata, Actinopteri, Synbranchiformes, Synbranchidae. The record is from RefSeq and is a predicted model, not a curated record. Gene Ontology annotation, cellular component: cytoplasm; nucleus. The transcript is spliced from 2 exons. Gene Ontology annotation, biological process: response to retinoic acid. The annotation marks the transcript as partial.
UACCGUCAGAACGGCAUCUCGUUCCGUGAAAAGACGGGAGCUCUGCGGAAGCUGCUGAAAAAACAAGUGGAGCUUGUUUACCUGAGUGCACCGCACCUUGUGCAGCAGGCCAGCAGUGAAGCUCCAGAGAAGGAGAAUGGCUCAGGCCCUGGUGCCAACGAGGACCCCAGGGGUUGGUGGUUUUCUGACAUCCAUGCUCGAAGUUUCAGUGCUCAGCAACUGUGUGAGGAAAGCCUGGGGCUCGACGAGAGCGUGUCAUUUGUGAGAGCAGCUGUGAAGGACCUAGGCCCGUUUGACGGCAUCAUGGGCUUUAGUCAAGGAGCAGCUUUUGUGGCCAUGCUGUGUUUUCUACAGGAGCAGAAACUGGAGCCAGAGUUCAGUUUUCGCUUUGCCAUCCUGGUCGCUGGUUUCUGCAGCGCAUGUAAGGAACACCAAAAAUUCUACAAUUUUCCCCUCACAAUCCCCUCCCUGCAUGUGUUUGGACUGGAGGAUCGAGUCAUCCCUGACAACAUGAGCAGGGAGCUACUCCUCUCCUUCCAAGAGCCUCAGGUCCUGACACACCCUGGUGGCCAUUUUGUUCCUGCUGCGUCAGCUCACAGGCAGGUUUACCAGGACUUUCUCAAAAAGUUCCAGUGAGAAGACACUCAGUCUGGUCCAAAUGAAGAGCUACAAACUGACUAAGACUCGAGCGCUGCCUCACCAGGGAAUGCUCAUUAUUUAAUGUUCAGAAAAAUCUUGUGCCAAUUUUAAGUAAAAAGUUCAGAGGGCCUAUGUGUUCUGAUCUGAUCUGAUCCAUCCAGAACGGUGUGAUGACUGCUGUCCAUCUCAGGGAAGACAUCUUGUAACAGACAAUAAAUACAACACAACUGUUUAUGUACUCUGGUCUCUGUUUUUUUUUUUAGUUGUGUGAUAUUUUUAUUAUUUAUUGCCUAAUUAAUUGCUAAAAUGUAAAUUGUAUCAUGAAUGUUUUUGAGUUCAAUGUAUAUUUGUGACUUUAUCUUAA